Molecule: messenger RNA, 1746 nt
Organism: Drosophila ananassae
Lineage: Eukaryota; Metazoa; Arthropoda; Insecta; Diptera; Drosophilidae
Product: trypsin-7
Exons: 2
Coding region: 491-1618 (375 amino acids)
Biological process (GO): proteolysis
Molecular function (GO): serine-type endopeptidase activity
Source: RefSeq, a predicted model, not a curated record
UUCAGAGCCAGGGCCUGGUAUCAGUCGGCUUGCAGACUUUCGCGUGUGCGGUGGUUUUGUGCGAACAAAAAGUAAACUAACAACUUGAAUUCGAAUUGGAUCGCAUCUGAAUCUGAAUCGGAAUCUGUAUCUGAAUCUGAAUCUGAAUCCGAAUGUGAAGCAAACAAACAAACGGAUCGAGAAAUUUUGCUGGGAUUAGGGCGCGACUUGUUGACAGUUUGCAGUCAUGUGAAAUGGUUCAAUUAGUGCAACAACAAUAAGCCACAAAGAAAGAAACUGUGUUUGAUUUACAUAAUUAACAAGUGGUGGGGCUGGCGCGCGGUUGAGUUCAGUUGAGAUUCAGUCGAAACUCCAUCCGAAGAACAAGCUGAACGAGAAUCGAAAAUAUAUUCCGUUAACGGAACCUCUAGUCGGGUAUCCAAAAGGCUCAUUAAGCUUACAUGCAUUGAAUUGCAUAACCAGCAGCUACAAGGCUAAAAGCUAAAAGAAGAUGAUGCUCCACUUACGUCACUGGCCACUCAUUCUGGCCAUGGCUUCCUGCCUGGCAUCAGCAGCAACCGUGGGAGGAGGAGGAGCAGCUGGAGGAGGAGAACCACCAUCAACGACAACAUCAUCUUUAUCCUCAAUACCGGGGAAAUAUCAGGCCUUGGGUGCAGCCCAUCAUCAGCCAAAGAAGCUGAAAAUCGGAGCCGUCAACUCCGCGCCGUCAACUUCCCCAUCGGAUGGCAAUGGCCAUAAACCAGUACCAGUACUCCGGCAGAAUCCGAUCAAGAAUUGGUUCGGUGCCUUCAAUCGCAAUAAUUCGCCGGCAGCUCAGAACCAAACAUCGCCGACAUGUUCCUGCAGGUGCGGCGAGCGAAACGACGAGUCCCGAAUUGUGGGUGGAACCACUACUGGGGUCAGCGAGUACCCCUGGAUGGCGCGCCUGAGCUACUUCAAUAGGUUCUACUGCGGCGGAACGCUGAUCAACGACCGCUACGUGCUGACGGCGGCCCACUGCGUCAAGGGGUUCAUGUGGUUCAUGAUCAAGGUGACCUUCGGGGAGCACGACCGCUGCAACGACAAGGAGCGCCCGGAGACCCGGUUCGUGCUCCGCGCCUUUAGCCAAAAGUUCAGCUUCUCCAACUUCGAUAAUGAUAUAGCCCUGCUGCGUCUGAACGAUCGGGUGCCCAUCACCAGCUUCAUCCGGCCCAUCUGUCUGCCGCGUCAGGAGCAGCGCCAGGAUCUGUUCGUGGGCACCAAGGCCAUAGCUACCGGCUGGGGAACGCUCAAGGAGGAUGGCAAGCCCUCGUGCCUGCUGCAGGAGGUGGAGGUGCCCGUCCUGGACAACGAGGAGUGCGUCGCCCAGACGAACUACACCCAGAAGAUGAUCACCAAGAACAUGAUGUGCUCGGGCUAUCCGGGAGUGGGUGGGCGUGACAGUUGCCAGGGUGACUCCGGCGGUCCGCUGGUCCGUCUCCGGCCGGAUGACAAGCGCUUCGAACAGAUUGGCAUCGUUUCGUGGGGCAAUGGCUGCGCCAGGCCCAACUAUCCCGGUGUCUACACCAGGGUGACUAAAUACCUGGACUGGAUUGUGGAGAACUCGCGGGAUGGGUGCUUCUGCGAUGAGGACUACUGAGUUUCGCGAGCGACGAAUCUUCGCCUUAGUUAUAGUGUAUUCCCUUAGUAGUCUAGAUCAUAUCUUAUAUUUUUAUACGAACCAACUGAAUAAAGUUAAACAAUGUCGUAGUUUUAGAUAUCCCAAGA